Molecule: messenger RNA, 1451 nt
Organism: Hydra vulgaris (swiftwater hydra)
Lineage: Eukaryota; Metazoa; Cnidaria; Hydrozoa; Anthoathecata; Hydridae
Product: inositol-tetrakisphosphate 1-kinase
Biological process (GO): inositol trisphosphate metabolic process
Cellular component (GO): cytoplasm
Molecular function (GO): magnesium ion binding; inositol-1,3,4-trisphosphate 6-kinase activity; inositol-1,3,4-trisphosphate 5-kinase activity
Source: RefSeq, a predicted model, not a curated record
UUGAUUAUGUGUGUGCUACUUAAAACGAAUUGAACAAGACAGGCCGGUUUUAUAUUUGUAAGAAAUAUACGCGCUCUGAAAUGUAUUUAAAAGUUUGAAGUCAGUUAAAAAAAAAUUUUUUUUAUUACUAAAUUUAAUUUAACGUUGAUUUUUUUGCAAAAAAGAUCUGGGGAGUUGAUGAUAAUAUGUUGUUUUUCAACCUAAGCGAAAUCAUGUGAUGUAGGAGAAUCGUACUAGAUCAGAAAAGUCGGGAAAAGAGUUACCAAUACGGAGCACAUUUUUUUAACAUUCUGAGAAAAUGAUUCCGCUUAGAGUGGGAAUAUGUAUAGUGGACUACACCAGAAAUAAACUUCAAUUGCCUCACUUGCUUGAAAAACUUUGUGAUGAUGGAAGUAUGGAAUUUAUUGUCAUUGAUAUGAAUAAGAGUUUGACUGAACAAGGUCCGUUUGAUGUCAUUAUCCAAAAGGUUUUGGAAUGGUACAACGUUGGCGAAGAACAAGGAAAUGCGAAGUUACGGAAACUUGUCAGUUAUGUCCGUUCUCACCAAUCAAUUAAAAUGCUUGACCCUAUAGAAGAAACAGUCCGAUUGGCUGAUAGAUUUUACUCCAUGGAAGUCAUGAGAGACUGUCAAUUCACAAUGAAAGGAAUACAGGUUUUUGUUCCAAAAUAUAUAUUUCUUGAUGAUUCUAAUGUUAAAAACGCUUUAGAUGUGAUUGCUGCGGGUGGCAUUAAGUUUCCUAUCAUAACUAAGCCCCCUGUCACUCGAUGUGAUGCUGAAGCUCAUGAUAUGUCGAUUAUUUUUUCUGAAAGGCGCGCAUGUGAUAUUGUUGCUCCCUGUGUGAUUCAAGAGUUUGUUAACCACGGCAGUAUGUUGUACAAGGUUGCAGCUGUUGGUGAUAAAAUGUACAUAUGCGAAAGGCCUUCUGUAAAAAAUUUAGUAGGUGGCAUUGAGCCUACUGUUUAUUUUGAUAGCAUGACAGUUUCAAAACGCGAUAUUCACAAUGAAGAUUUGCAUGAACAAAACCCUCAAACAAUGAAGUUUCGUACAACUGCAGGUUCUUGUAAACAUUUACUUGAUAGCGAAAUCGUUACUGAGUUAUUGCGCCACAUCAGCAACAGAGUCAAUCUUAAUUUAUUCGGUAUAGACAUUAUAAUAGAAGAAAGAACGGGUAACUAUGGCAUUAUUGACCUUAAUUAUCUCCCAAGUUACGAUGGCGUUUUAGAAUAUUUUGCCGCUGACUUGUACAGUAAGCUUAAAGUUAUUGACAAAGAGCGACUUUUUAAAUGUAAUUCACAGAACGGAACAAUACACUCUACCAAUAAUGGUAUAAGUGAACUUACGUCUGAUAUAAAAACUGUUCUUUAGUUGUAAUUGUAAGUUUAUUCUGUUCAUUUUUUUUUUAUUUUUGAUGAUUCUGACGACAUAAUAUUAAGCGGAAAAUGUUAUUUAA